UAAAAAAGCCAGGCAGACAUCUGGACGUUUCCCUUGAAAACUAGCCAGAUUUAAAAAUUUACAAAUCAAAUUUUUCAAUUUUCUUGGUAAUGAAUGCUCCUCCGAUUCUUCUGGUGGUAGUAGUACAGCUCCACCAAUAAACAGAGAGCACACCCGAAGAAAAUGUCCGCCAUUUCUAUCAGGCCCAUUAUCGCUACACCAUUUACAGCUUCUCAAUCAAGAAAGCUUCACAAAAAGACUACACUUUUCGCCCAAAGAUUGGAUUUUUGGAGCGAAUUCAGUUGUAAUAAAUCUGUUUCUUGGGCCCACAGUAGAAGAAAUCAAAAUAGAAUGAAGGGUUUUAAGUGGGUUCGCGCAACUACGAGUGAUGAGGGGGUUCGAGCUUUUGAGCAAGAAGCUUCCAUGGAGGAAUCGUUGACUUUUGAAGCUGCUGGGAUUGAAGCUACUCUCAAUAAUUUGAGUAAAUGGCUAGUAGCUGCACUUUUUGGUUUGAUAAUUGUAUGGAGGCACGAUGCCGAAGCGUUAUGGGCUGCAACGGGUUCCGUUAUAAAUACUGUAGUAUCAAUUGGACUUAAAAGAAUAUUAAAUCAAGAAAGGCCCUUUUCUACAUCAAGAUCGGAUCCAGGAAUGCCUUCGUCUCAUGCCCAAUCCAUUUUUUACACACUAACGUUUCUCAAUCUCUCGAUGGUGGAGUCAUUCGGUGUGAAUGUAAUUACAGCCACCAUAGGCGGACUUUUCUUCAUACUCGCCUCUUAUCUCGCAUGGCUUAGGGUUUCUCAGCAAUUUCAUACAGUUAGUCAGAUUGUAGUGGGAGCUGCUCUAGGAUCGGUGAUCUCGGGUUUUUGGUUCUGGUUAUGGUAUACUUUUGUACUAAAUUUGUUUAUAACAUCAUUGUGGGUUCGAAUUAUUGUUGUUUUGGGUGGAGUUGGAUUUUGUUUGGCGUUUAUUCACCAUGUUUACAGGACAUGGAUUAUCGAGGAAAGAUGACUGCCGGUUUAGUGUUUUUUUGUUUUUUUUUUUAUUGGUAGGAAUUAUAUUCCUUGAAUCUUUGAUUAACAGGAUCUUGAUUUCAUUAAGAUUAGUAUUAUGAAUGAAAUUCAUGAUGAUUCCUAGUUCA
Molecule: messenger RNA, 1117 nt
Organism: Erythranthe guttata (spotted monkey flower)
Lineage: Eukaryota; Viridiplantae; Streptophyta; Magnoliopsida; Lamiales; Phrymaceae
Gene: LPPEPSILON2
Product: Phosphatidic acid phosphatase (PAP2) family protein
Biological process (GO): protein N-linked glycosylation; lipid biosynthetic process
Cellular component (GO): intracellular membrane-bounded organelle; endoplasmic reticulum membrane
Molecular function (GO): dolichyldiphosphatase activity
Source: RefSeq, a predicted model, not a curated record